Rhinolophus ferrumequinum (greater horseshoe bat) is the source of this 3587-nucleotide messenger RNA. It is a transcript of the gene TNFRSF8, whose product is annotated as TNF receptor superfamily member 8. Bases 230 to 1702 code for a protein of 490 amino acids. The transcript has 14 exons. Gene Ontology annotation, molecular function: transmembrane signaling receptor activity; protein binding. The record is from RefSeq and is a predicted model, not a curated record. Gene Ontology annotation, biological process: signal transduction. NCBI's taxonomy places the organism in Eukaryota, Metazoa, Chordata, Mammalia, Chiroptera, Rhinolophidae.
CUGCUACUAUGACAAGGCUGCUGGGAAGUGCUAUCACCGCUGCCCCCCAGAGCUGUCCCUGAAGCAGCUGUGCCCGCAGGUCCCAUCUGACUGCAGGAAGCAGUGUGGGCAGGACUACUACUUGGACCAGGAGUGCCGGUGCGUAGCCUGUGUGAGCUGUGAAGACGACCUCGUGGAGAAGAAGCCAUGUUCAUGGAACUCCUCCCGUGUCUGCGAGUGCCGGGCUGGCAUGUACUGUGCCACAACCGCCAUCAACUCCUGUGCCCGCUGCUUCCCCCACUCCAUCUGCCCCACAGGGAUGAUUGUCAAGUUCCCAGGUACAGCGGAGAGGGACACUGUCUGUGAGCUGCCUUCCCCAGGAGCCAGCCCUGACUGCAGCACCAGCCCAGAGGACUGCAAGGCCCCCGCCAGUGGCACCACCCUCCAGGCCAAAUCCAUCCGGACCUCGGCAAGCUCCGAUGCCAGGACCACACUUCUCGGAGGGGGCCCUCCCUUCACCCCGGAAAAUUAUUCCAAAAUGACGAGGGAUCCCAGCUCUCCCCCCUCCAUGGGGAAGCCCAGCCUGGAUCCAGGGCCGGCCCCGCAGCUGUGCCUGCAGGGGUCAUCUGACUGCAGGAAGCAGUGUGAUCAGGACUAUUUCCUGGAUAGGGACGGUCGCUGCAAGGCCUGUGUGAGCUGUUCAGGAGGUGACCUCGUGGAGAAGACACCUUGCACGUGGAACUCCUCCCGCGUCUGUGAAUGUCGACCGGGCAUGGUCUGUGUCACAUCAGCCACCAACUCCUGUGCCCGCUGCGUCGCUUGUCCCAUCUUCCCACCAGGUACAGCUGAGAAGGACACCACCCAGGAGCCGCCUUCCCCGGGGACCCACCUUAACUGCAGCACCAAGCCAGAGGACCGUGAGGCACCUUCCAGUCUCACCUCUUGCUUGUCUCCCUGUAGCACCACCCUCUAUCUGGCAGAGUCCCAGACCAGUGAGGGACGUGGAGAGGGCAUUACCCACGCCCGGGGGGAUGCGUCCAUCUCAACAAGUGCUCCCAUCUCUUUCUCCUCCAUGGGAAGGCCCCUUCUGGUUUCAGAACCCGUGCUCUGGUUGAUCGUGCUGCUGCUGGUGGUGAUUGGCUCCAGCUCCUUCCUCCUGUGCCACCGGAGGGCGUGCCGGAAGUGGAUUCGGCAGAAGCUCCACCUCUGCUACCCAGUCCAGACCUUCCGGCCCAAGCCGGACCCCGUGGAUUCCAUGCCUCAGAGGAACACGAUACUGAUGAAAAGCACUGUGACAGAACCCUGCACAAAGGAGCUGGGGUUAAUGAGCCCCCCGGCUGUGGAGACCUGCCCCAAUGUGGGGGCAACCUCCCUGGAGAGCCUGCGGCUGCUGGAUGCCAGCCCAGAUGACAGCCCCUUGUCCCCCAGGGACCUUCCUGAGCCCCGAGUGACCACGGAGCAUACCAAUAACAAGAUCGAGAAAAUCUAUAUCAUGAAGGCGGACACGGUGAUUGUGGGGACUGUGAAGACUGAGGUGCCUGAGGGCCGGAGCCUGGCGGCACCGGCAGCACCUGAGCUUGAGGACGAUCUGGAAAUGGACCAUGCCCCCCACUACCCGGAGCAGGAGACAGAACCACCUCUGGGCAGCGGUAGGGACGUCAUGUUCUCGGUGGAGGAGGAAGGAAAGGAGGACCCCUCGCCCACAACUGCCUCUGGGAAAUGAGGCCUGGCCGGAGUUGGGGCUGAGAGGGCAGCUGGGUGCUCCCUGGGAGGCCAGGCUUGCACUGGUGACACCGAGAUGCUGCCAACGUCCCAUCUGGCCUGAACUGAGUUUCUCGCAUCCAGUGGUAGAAGAGCCUGACAAUGCAGGAGGGGGUUCUGUAUCCCCACGCAGCUGCCCCCCAACCCCAAACCUAGGGAAGUGGGUUGUGAGGCAACCUAGGGGCUGGAUCUGAAUGGUAUUUGUUGGGGCAAGAGACUGCUGGCAAGGAGUGGACACCAUGCCUCCUGCUCCUGCUAAGAAGAUGCCCCAGAGCCCUGGGCCUCAGAUACACUCUACCAGGGCCAGAACCCACCUGAGGCAGAGGCUGGGAGACCCGUACCUCACCCUGGGCCUCAGGAGUGAUACCUGCCAGGCCUCACUGUUAUGCCAACAGCCCCCGGUUACUGUAAAUGUGGCCCCCCUAGGGCACUAAGACACUGUGGUUUCUCCUGAGUCAGAAGGGAAGUAGAGGGAUUGGGCGUUGUCAUCUGGCCCCAUUUCAACUGCAGACAUCGUGUUGUGUUCUGUGCCCUAUGCCGCUUGGGUGGAGUGGGACCCUCCUGAUGCUACCUCCUUUCCCUGGUCUGUAGCCCUCACAGUGGGCCCAGGGCCUAGAAUCAACCCUCUCGUCUCAGAAUGUCCCCACCAGUCCCCUCAGCCUGGAGGCAUCUCAGGAAACAGAUGUCUGCAGACCCUCAGCAGAUGAAGUGCCCCGUCCCGGUCAGGGACCCUACCCACCCAGCUGCCGCCUGGAGAAAGGCCUGCUUGGCCUUGCCCAGGGGCUUCCUCCACACACAGAGAAGGGGAACCGAGGGCCCUUCCUGGGUCCUUGCUUGCUGGCUGGGCACCACCUGCUCUGUGCUGGGAAGUGAAUCGCCCCUCAGAGCUGCCACAAGCACCAGGUCCUGCCCUCUGGCUACAGCUGCUCAGCCCCGCAGUUGGGAUGUGGUGGUCAAAAGCCCCAUUUGGCCUUAUCCUGGACUGCCAGAAAGAAAGAGCCUCGGGUACUUCAGUCUGGAGUUCAGGAUUUUUGCAUCUCACUAAGGAAUAAAGCUGCCCAGGCUUCCUCUGCAGGACUGUGCUCCCUGGGGCUGUCAGGCUCGUGUAAACAAACAAGUGGCCUUGGAAAGGAACAUGUGGGCAGAUGACAAGUCUGUGGCAGCCUGGGGAAUUGAGUCUCAGGCUGCUUGGAGACUCCUGGAAUUACCCGCUGGAAGCCAGGCCUGAAAGCUACUGUUUACACACCAGCCGGCUCAUCUCUGCAGGAAGUUGGGGCUGGCUCAGGAAUGACAAGGGUAGUUUCUGAAACUGCUCAGACGUUUUGGGGAAAGUUGGAGUGGCCGGGACGCUGUGAGAGGCGGUUACACCAGAACCUGAAGAAGUUUACAUGGGAUGGACCAUAUGUACCAGAAUGCCUCAUGCAAAACCAGUGUGGACAGCUCCGUGUUCAUGAGCCUAUGGUGCCUGACGACGCCCCACACCCCGUGGGCAGGGGCUCAGACAGCCUUGACGUGAGGGUACUGACACAUGUUUAAUGAAAUGGUCCACGCCCUUGCUCAGGGGCCCUUCACAAAACUUUCGAUCUUUUAAAAAUCCAUCAAGUCCCUUAAAAACUAGCAUAAGGUGAAGGAAACGCUCACUGCGAUUGAGAGUGUUUGAGAAUCUCUGAGGACGGGCUCCCUCUUCGCCACGGCCCCAGCCUCCGUGGACAGGGAGCUCCCUGCUGGCUGGGGCAGACCUCCCCCACCUCCCCACUCUGGGCGUUCUUCCUUAUCCUUUCUCCAUGUAACCCCCACUCCCUGGCCCAAGGCUUGCCUUUGACUAUAUUCAGAAUAAAGUUCCUCUA